This is a messenger RNA of Symbiodinium sp. CCMP2456, 1044 nucleotides long. The record is from the annotation of a GenBank genome assembly. NCBI's taxonomy places the organism in Eukaryota, Dinophyceae, Suessiales, Symbiodiniaceae.
AUGUCUCGAAAGACGAGAGCUGCACGACUGCUUUGGAGUCGUCGAGAAACGGGAGCAAGGCUCCAUCUCGGUGAGCCUGGCCGGAGGAGCUUUGUGACGGCCAAGGACGUCAGCUUGGUGACUCUUGAAGAAGUGGAGCCGGCCAGUGUGAGAGAAGUGCUUGGUGAGCAGCUGAAGGCCUUGCAAGCUCAGCAAGGAAGCGUCCUUGCCGGGAAGUCCGAAGGACCAGAAGGGCCUCCGGUAACGGAGCAGGCUGCCUAUGCCCCAAUGCAAGGGCAGGAGAACAUGCUGGAGCAAGCCAAGAAGGUCAAGGACUUGCUGGUGCAGUGGCAUGGGCGAUCGGCUCUGCUACCAGUGUGGGCGAAGUCUUUCUGGCAAGCGGUCGGUCUUCUGGAGCCUUUGGAGAGAAGGAGUGGGCACCCGCCGCGUUUCAAAGAACUCAAGGAGAAGCUUGAGGAGUUGGCUGCGGCAGGUGCUGUCUCGCACUCGUUAGAGGCCUUCCGGGCUCAAGAGAGCCUGGCGUGGCAAGACGAGGGAGACGAAGGCCCGGAGGGCUGGGAGGCCUCUCUGCCUCCGGAUCUCAAGCGGGCGGGGCCCGAGAUCUAUGCGUCUAUGAAGGCAGCCGGGGUGCGAUGCGUUUAUGUUGAUCUUUUCAACCUGGCGUCUCUGGUCGACUUCAAGGCGAAAGAGGGAGGCGCGUCGCAAGCGAAGAUCCUGAGCAUCAUCGCGCAGGAUGACGCCUGCGAGGUGCCGCUGCGCCGCCUAGCGGCCUGGAUACAUGAACGGCGCACCGGGGACAAGGAUGCCACGCAGAGCAUGCUUGCGAUCAAGCCGUCUUCUUUCUCUUCGGAUGUGGCGCCGAGCUGGUUGGUGACGGAGGCGGCUUCCUACAGCCAAUCGGAGCAUAAGCGCCGGGAGCGCGCGCGCGCGCAGGCCGGUGGUCACCAUGGUGGGGGCAACAGCAAGGGCGGCGAGCCCAAGGGCGGUAAGGGCAAAGGAAAGGACAAGAGGAAGGGCGGGGGCAGGGCCUCCACCCAGGGCUGA